Molecule: messenger RNA, 1128 nt
Organism: Chara braunii
Lineage: Eukaryota; Viridiplantae; Streptophyta; Charophyceae; Charales; Characeae
Source: the annotation of a GenBank genome assembly
AGGAUAUUAUACUUAGGUCACGAAGUAUCCACGGAAGGGAUUAGGCCGGAAGAUGCGAAGGUGGCUAGUAUUCGAGAUUGGCCACGGCCUUCAGACUGUCACUAAGGUCAGAUCUUUCUUAACAAUGUGCGACUACUAUAGGAACUUCGUAAAGAACUAUUAUACAGUCGCCUCUCCUUUGACGGAUCUAACUCGACUUGACACGCCGUGGGACUGGAGUGAUGAGUGCGAGGGUGCUUUCAAGCGAUUGAAGCAUGCACUCAUGAAUCAUGAAGUUCUCAUGGUUCCCGAUCCUCAGAAGCCAUUUAUAGUGACCACUGACGCAAGUCAAUAUGGCAUUGGCGCAGUGCUGGCUCAACAGGAUGGGAAGAAGUUGAGACCGAUUGAGUACAUGAGACAGAGUGUUUCCAUGGAUUUCAUGGACACCCUGGUGACCAGUAAGAGUGGCAAGAGACACAUCUUCGUCAUCAUCGAUGGAUUCACCAAGUACGCUAGACUAGUAGCUAUGCCAGAGACCGCAAGGACUGACCACGCCAUCAAGUUGUUCAUGGACAACUGGGUGCGUGAUUUUGGACUUCCGAAGUCAAUCGUCAGUGACAGAGAUGUCCGAUUCACAAGUGAGCUGUGGAAGAAGACUGCUGAGCAGAUGGGCAGUCAACUUCAGAUGACUUCAGGGAAUCAUCCCGAAGCCAACGGACAGGCCGAGCAAAUGAAUAGAGUUGUACAACACUUGCUGAGGCAUUACAUCAAGCCCACGCAGGAUGAUUGGGAUGAGAAGUUGCCUCUCAUCGCCAGCCUGUACAACAACGCUGUACACAGCAGUACCGGCGUUAGUCCUAACCAGCUGCACUUGGGAUGGAAGCCUAGAUCUGCUCUAGACUUCCUCCUACCUGAAAACCGAUCCUCUGCAACUCCAGGCACACUUGAGUAUGGUGUGCAGUAUGAGAAGUUGCUGCAGCAAGCUGUCGAGCAUAUUAAGAAAGCUCAGCAAGCAAUGAUUGCUUCUGAGAACAAGCAUCGAUGACAGUCCUCAUUUCAGACCCUCCAAGUCAUCAAUGGCUGCCCUGGUCAGGGCAAUGGAAGCCUUCAGACUAGCCUCAUAAAUGAAGAUAAAUUGGGGCAAGACGA